This is a messenger RNA of Komagataella phaffii GS115, 1422 nucleotides long. RefSeq names its product Proline oxidase, nuclear-encoded mitochondrial protein. The record is from RefSeq and is a predicted model, not a curated record. Gene Ontology annotation, molecular function: proline dehydrogenase activity; FAD binding. The transcript has a single exon. Bases 1 to 1422 code for a protein of 473 amino acids. NCBI's taxonomy places the organism in Eukaryota, Fungi, Ascomycota, Pichiomycetes, Pichiales, Pichiaceae. Gene Ontology annotation, cellular component: mitochondrion.
AUGUUAUACAGAAGAGCUUUACUUGGAUCUCGAGUAUUGGCAAGAACAAUCAAGACCUCCACUAGUGCUGCCACUACUGGGGCUACCAACUUUGAGUUGCCCCAACGGUUGGAACAGCAUGGCAUGGCAAUCGAUAUGCCACAUAAGGAUGCUUCGCAAGCCUCAAAAUACGACCACUUAAAAGGUUUGAGUGCAUCAGAACUUAUCAAUUACGGUGUAAUUGGUAUGGCCACCAUUAACAAGCCAAUUCUUGAUUUGGUGAUCAAGAUUUUCCCAUACGUACCCAUGGUCUUUGUCAAGAUGUUCGUGUACAACUUGUACUGUGGAGGACAAACAGUGGAGGAUGUGCGCAAAACAGGCCAAAGAUUGAAGAGCAGAGGAAUUCAGAACAUGAUGGCUUCGUUGACCAUCGAGGGAUGUAAUGGAAACGACAACAUUGAUAUCCCAUUCAUUCUCAAAGAGACUAAUAAAUCCGUUGACAAGAUGAUUGUCCCACACACUUUAGAGAUGAUCAAACAAGCAGAAAACAUAAACGACGUCGCUCCUGGAUACGUCGCUCUUAAGCCAACUGGUAUGGCCGAAGAUGCGGCCAAUGUGCUGAAGAACUAUAACAAGCCAGAAUACAGGGAGAGGUUUGAGAAACUGGUAGACAACUGCCGUAAUGUGACUUCCAACAUUUACAAAACUAACAUAGACUUACUUAAGAAAUACCCAGAUCGAGUUGCUCCUUUUGUUGUGGCAGUCAUUGAUGCUGAGAAGCAUCAGCUACAACAGGGUGUCUACGAAUUGCAAAGAAGAUUAUUCAAGGAAUUCAACCCUAAGGGAAAACCCGUUAGUGUUGCUGGAACAAUUCAAAUGUACCUAAAAGAGGGAUUACCAUUGAUUGAGCUUGAAAAGAAACUCGCAUCAGAGGGAAACUACAGAGUUGGACUGAAGUUAGUAAGAGGAGCUUACAUUCAUUCUGAACCUGAUCGAAAUGUUAUACACGACACCAAGCAGAACACUGAUUAUGCAUAUGAUUCUGGAGUUGCAAGAUGCAUCCAGGAAAUUGUGAACAGCAACAGUCUCAACGGCUCUGACAUCGGUCACUUAGUUGUCGCUUCACACAGUAGAGAGUCACAAAUGCAAGCUACCACUUUGCUAGAUGCUUUAACACAUGAAGACAUGAGCAAAUAUUUGCAGAGAUCCAAUGUUGUUUUGGGUCAAUUAUUAGGAAUGGCAGACGAUGUUACACACACUUUAAUUACCAAGUAUGGAGUCAAGAACCUUAUUAAAUACGUUCCUUGGGGUCCAUCUAAGGAGACCAAAGAUUACUUGCUUAGAAGAUUGGAGGAGAACGGUGAUGCUGUCAGAGCCGACAAUGGAUGGCCAUUGGUAAUGGGAGUCGUAAAGACAUUGUUCCAAAGAAUAAUUCGCAUUUAG